Molecule: messenger RNA, 1038 nt
Organism: Ilyonectria robusta
Lineage: Eukaryota; Fungi; Ascomycota; Sordariomycetes; Hypocreales; Nectriaceae
Exons: 7
Coding region: 1-1038 (345 amino acids)
Source: RefSeq, a predicted model, not a curated record
AUGGUGUCUAGUAAUGCGGUAAUGGGCUUGGAAUGGACCUUCAUCUUCCUUUCAUAUGUCUUGGUCAGCGCCCGCGUUUAUGUACGGGUCUGGAUGAGGCGAGACAGGCUUUACUGGUCCGAUUGCUGGAUGAUGGCUGCUCUGGCAUCAGCUCAGGGACUGGUAAUAUGCGACACCUUAACAUAUCAAAUGAAUGCGAUGGACAAUUUUGCUAUUACUAGCGUUUCGCUUGAUAAGAUUAGAUUCGCUACCGGGUACUUAUUCGACGUUGGCAUAUACUUGACGAAGUUCAGCAUUCUCGCUUUCUACUACAACCUCGUACCACUAACAAAUCCACAUAUGCGGAUAGCGCUUUACGUUCUUACUGCAAUUACUGGUAUUUGCGCACUUGUUACAUUCAUGAAUAUCACAUUUUGGUGUGGACCAAACCCAAGUGUCAAUUGGUCAAGCGGCAAUGAUGCAUGCUCUGUUUUUGAGUCUAUGGUAGUUAUGAGAGUUAACUGGUCAAUGAACUUCUUCACUGAAGUCCUAAAUCUGAUAUAUCCUUUCCCUUUGAUCCGGGGCGUCAAAAUUAGUUCGCGACGGGAGAGAAUCAGCCUUGGCGUUAUUUUCACCAUGGGAUUUAUUACCAUCGCCGUGAGCAUUGGAAGAUUCGUUAUGAUGCUUCAUGUGGACAACGACAUCACGAUCUAUAUAUGGGCUACGGCAGAAAUGUGCAUCGCAAUAAUGAUUGUGGCUCUUACCGCACUCCGGCCCCUGCUUCGGAAGAUUGCAUACAUACUCUCUUCGAAUAUUACCAGCAGCGACACCAAGUCGGUCCACACAAUUUACUCAUUGGAGCAUCAAAGCCGGACCAAAGCCCGCUCAGCCCGUCCUUUGUCAGGAUCUCACUGGCGAAAUAGCAACAAAACCCACCAAAGUCGGGUGAUUGCAAUACACCAGGAUCCGACGGGAAGCCAGGUUGAGCUAAAUAAUAUUGAUAGCGUAUCCCUAGGCCAUUGUAAUAUUUCGCUUAUUGAAUCCUCAGAAAGCACAUGA